ACAUUAUUUAAUCCUUAUUAGUUCAUUUUAGUAAUUCGGUAUAACUAUGCCAUUGAAAAUGGAUGGGUCAAGCUUGGGUUCUAACAUUUAUGAGAAGAUUGACUUGGUUAAUAAAUUUUCUUAAAUUUUUAUAUAUUGAACUUGUUAACAUUGAAAAAGAAAAAAACCCUAUAAAACAUGUGUUUGAAAGAAAAAGAAAAGAAAAAAUUCUAUCAUGAAUCUAUUCAGGUUUAUAAUCAAACAUUAUUAUUGACUCAACUUUAUUCUAUAUUAAGGAAAAAAAAAAAAAAAAAAACUUUAUUCUAUAUUAAUUAAUAAACAAUAAGCACCCGAGCAUAAUUUAAACGAAUCCAAACUGAUACGUUGAUGAACAAGACACUCGCGUAGUUUGAUUUCCCACCGGUCAUUUCCUCUCAGGAAAUGAAAAACAAUUCCCCCAUUAAAGAAAGAGAGAGAGAGGGAAAGAGAUAGAGAGGGGAAAGGAAAAGUCUUCUUCCCCUCAUUUCCUCCUAAAUCAUUCUGUUUUUUUUCCUUCUGAGAUAUAUCUUCCCAUUCAGAAUUCAUGAAAUUGCAGAGCGUUACUAAACUCAUCGAUUCUGAAAUACAGUAAUUAAGUCAAUUCUAUCACAAUCCCAUUAAUUAUUUUUUGUAUUUUCCACAAGUGAACUGAAUUGAAUUGAAUUGAAUUUAUUAUGAGAAACGUGGCAUGGCCGAUACAGAGAAUUGAAUGGCCAUGACGAGCUUUUUCAGAGUGGUUACAUACGAUUUUGGGUGUUGUGGAAGCAAUAAACAACAACAACAACAACAACACUCACUCACUCACUCACAUGCGAGAGAGAGAUGGAUGAGUUGCCUGGUGCUUUGGGGACGAGUGCCAGCUUGACUCUGCGAUUGGGGCAGACCGUCUUCUCCAUUGCUUCUCUUCUCUUCAUGUGUUUGGAUGUUGAGUUCUUCAAUUUCACUGCUUUCUGCUUUUUGGUAACAAUCAUGGGUUUAGUGAUUCCAUGGAGCUUGACCUUGGCACUGGUGGAUGCCUACUCUAUCUUUGUCAGACGUCCAGCUCGUCAACCAGGAAUAAUAUCAAUAAUCGUUAUAGGAGAUUGGGUUCUGUCGUUUUUGUCACUUGCCGCAGGCUGCUCAACAGCUAGCGUGACUGAGGUCCUGAUUGCUUCUGGCAGGUCCUUCUGUGGUGGAAAGUUAUGCAACAGAUAUCAACUUUCAGCUGCUAUGACCUUCUUGUCUUGGUUUCUAUCACUUGCAUCCUCUCUCUUCAAUCUCUGGCUUCUCCCUUCUUUGUAGUUAGUAUGAAUCUGUCUAGCUAAUGCCAUCUAUAUAGAAAAGAAAUCAAAUCAAAUGGGUUACACAGAAAAAAUCUUGGUUGCUUGGGCUUCAAUAUUGUAGGGUGAGUGUUCAAUAUACAGCUAAUUCUUCUGACAAGGAUGGUGGAUUUUGAGUAUAAACGAGGGAAAUAAAGUCAGGGUCAGUUGAAGAACUCAACUUAUUCCUAAAUAGAGAUUAAAAAUGAUACCAUGACCUGGGGGGUUGCUUCCUAAUUCAAAACCCAAAAAUUAGGGUUAGAAAGAUAAUGUACUAGUUAAACACUUCGAUUAUUUAGGUGAGGUCUUAAAACACUGAUUUACCUUCAUCUAUAACAGAGACUAUAUUUCCCUAUAACUGCCUCUAUUGCUACCAAUUUGCUACUAACUCUUCCUUUGUUGCUCAGUAGUACUUCACCACACCCCUAUUUGAUAUGAGCACAGUACUGUGGAUCUGCACUUUCUUCUUCUUCUUCUUCUUAGCUGUUGUUAGCAACUAGUGCGACGGUUUACUAGCACGAUAUGAGAUUGUUGAACUUGUUUAACAAGUAAGCAAGAUCUGAAGUUUCAUUGGGAAGAAAGCAGCCUUUUUUUGUGGCAACCAGGUUGUGUUUAACCAGAAAUUAUUCCAUUCAAGUCGAGUCACUUGGGCAUCACAAGCAAGAAAAAGUUGUGACUCACCCUAUUUUGGUUCAAUUUUCAGACAAAGGAUGAAAAUCAGUAGGGUGGUUUUUGUCUUCCCAUGUAAAAUAGAUCCUUUGGAUAGUGAAGAAUUCCUGAAGAACUAUGCAGAAUGCCAGAUUCUAAACCUGAAUCUUAGGGUUUGUCCAAGUAAAUUUGAACCGGCUCAUUCAUAAUUUCUAUUUUUAAUUUUAUUUUCUGAAAAUAUUUGGCUCA
Molecule: messenger RNA, 2213 nt
Organism: Cornus florida
Lineage: Eukaryota; Viridiplantae; Streptophyta; Magnoliopsida; Cornales; Cornaceae
Product: CASP-like protein 5C1
Exons: 3
Coding region: 841-1299 (152 amino acids)
Cellular component (GO): membrane
Source: RefSeq, a predicted model, not a curated record